This is a messenger RNA of Ectocarpus sp. CCAP 1310/34, 4844 nucleotides long. The record is from the annotation of a GenBank genome assembly. Lineage: Eukaryota; Phaeophyceae; Ectocarpales; Ectocarpaceae.
GUUGUUGGGCGGCAAGAGCAGGGAACAGGGAGCAAAGAGAGAAAAUACGCCGCGUUCAGGCUGAGGCCAAAAACAGGUUGAAGUCAUGGCGCCAAAAAAGAGCAAAAAAGACAAAAAAUCGGGCGAGAGCAGCAGCAGCAGCCGCAAGAAGGACAAGAAACCAAGACUAGGACCGGACGGUAAAGAGCCCAAGAAGAAAGGGGACAAGGCCCCCUCGAGGAAGAAUAAAGCGUGGGGAAAGUCUAACGCUAAGGACAAGGACGGCAACGACGACCACACACGGGGCGGCGGGCUCAAGCCGGUGCGCAUCAAGCUGGACAAGGAGGGGCGAGACGCGAUUCUCGACAUCCUGCACAAGCUGCACGUUGCCGGUGCAGAGGACGGUGCCGAGGACGAAACCGACGGUAGCGAGGGUAGCGACGAAGACAGCGAGGAAGACGACGAGCACGAAGAGGAAAAUGAUGGUAGCGGCGACAGCGAGGAGGGCAGUGGGGGUGGGUCAGACGCAGAUGUUGAGAUCGACGACAGGCAAGGCCACGGCGACUUCGAUUACGAUGGAAGCUUCGGAGACAUGGCGAACCUCAUGUCCGGGUUGGUCGUGAACGACUCAGCACCCGCAGAAUCAGCAGUCUCUAUGGAGGCCAGCAACUUGUCAGCAGGCAACAGCCUCCCGAUGCCAGGGGCUACUAAAGAGCGCCAGCAACAGCAGGAGCAAGUAAAGAACCCACUCCUCGGGGGUAGCGGCGGGACCAGCAGCGGCAGCGGCAGCGCGAGCAAACGCGCCGCGCGGAGCAACGUCACGCGUGAGAAGCUCCUUGCUUCCAUGGUUCAGGAAGACCGCAAGACCUCCAAGCAGGUGCCACGGGAGGCCGGUGGGGUGUCAUCGGCAGCGAUCCACGCGGCGUCUACGGUAGGAGGCGGCCCAGUCAGUGGGGCGGUGGCCCGCGGGUAUCAACGCCCGGACCCGCCGGGGGCGGGGAAAGGGAACGACAAGAUUCUAGUUUUCGACCGCAAGGAGCCCCUUCAGGGCUUCCUCAACACUUGCCGGGGGAAGCUGCACAUCAAGAAGAAAGCCAAGGGCGCGGCGCUACUUGAGAGCGAGGAGGUGGUGGACUGGCUGUCCGAUCUCUCCUGGGUUCCCAACGACGCGGUCGUCUUGAUUUCUUGUACCAGUGGGGCUGGUGGGACAAAAGAGAAGGCCCCGGUGGCGACGGCUGCGGCGUCCUCAGCCCCUGCGGAAGGCAUCAAGGCCUUCAGCGGUAGCGGUAGCGGCAAACAUGACGGCGGCGAGACUUCGGCCGCGCCGCUUGAGGCGGACCGAGAGGGGGAACGGCGGACCGAGGAAGACGACGAGGAGGCAGUGGCUCUGGCGGCGCUCGGCCGGAUCAGGGAGACGUACAGGGCACGGGCGAGGGAGCGGCAGUCGGGGGCUGUGGGGCGCGCAAGGGGCGGCGACGUCUCCGACGAGGAAGCAGGGAAGCGCAUGAUGGACAAGAGGCGCGAGAUGAUGGCGCAGAGGCGGAACCUUCCGGCCUAUCUGCAACGAGAGGAUAUCGUGAAAACCAUCCGCGACAACCAGGUGGUGGUCCUGAGCGGUGAGACGGGGUGCGGAAAGACGACGCAGGUGCCCCAGUUUGUGCUGGACGACCUCAUCGACCAGGGUGAGGGCGGCAAGUGCAACAUCAUCUGCACGCAGCCGCGGCGGAUCAGCGCCGUCGGAGUCGCCGACAGGGUGGCGUCGGAAAGGUGUGAGAGGGUGGGGGGCACGGUGGGGUACCAGAUCCGGCUGGACUCGCGGGUAGGACCGUCCACUCGACUGACGUUCUGCACCACCGGCAUCCUCCUCCGCCGCUUGACGUCCGACGACACGCUGGCGGGUGUGUCUCACGUCAUGGUGGACGAGGCGAGUGGGGUGCACGAGCGAGACCUACAGACAGACUUCCUCUUGGUGAUAUUGAGAGAUCUUCUGCCCAAGAGACCCGACCUCCGCGUGGUGCUCAUGAGUGCUACGCUUCAGGCUGAUCUUUUCACCAAGUACUUCCACGGCUGUCCGGCAAUCACCGUCCCUGGCCGCACCUUCCCGGUCGAGGUCACUUACAUGGACGAGGUCAACCGGCUUGUCCGGGGUACGAGGACCCCGGCAAUCAUGCCCCGAGUUUCCUCCGGCGCGGUAGUAGAUGGCGGCCGGGGUCAUGGCCGUGGGGCCUGCGGCGCGCAGGCGGACCCUAGGGGAAGGGGUCCGGGCGGGAGGGGGCACUCGACGGCUGCAGCGGCGGCGAGAGGGCAGGGGAGUGAGGCGGACGAUGGCGAGACUCCGGCGGCGUACGAUCCGCUCACGGGAGAACCGUUGGAGUUGGGCGAGGACGGUGGCGCAACGUCUGCCGCCGCCGCCGCCGCCGCCGCCGCUUCCGCGAUGGUGUCCCCGAAAUGCGAGGACAAGGUGGACUAUGAUAUCAUGGUAGACCUGGUGGACCACAUCAUGAAAACAGAGGGGGACGGGGGCAACAGGGGAAGCGAAGGGGGUAGAGGGGAUAGUCAGAAUAGUUCCAGCAGCAGAAAUUCGCGUGGCGGCGGCGGCGGCGGCGGCGGCGGAAGGGGGCGUGAUGACAGGCAACGGGGGGUUGGCGGUGGGUCGGGCAGCAGCGGGGGCUGGUCUCGAGGUGGAGGAGGCGGGGGCAAACAAGGAGCCCGAGGAAACAGCGGCGAAGCCGAGCCCCUGGGGGCUAUCUUGAUUUUCUUGCCGGGGUUCGCCGAGAUCGAUCAGCUGGUGAAGGCGCUGCAGAGACACCCAAGGAUCGGCCGGGGGGCGCGGGUGUUCCCCUUGCACUCGUCGCUGCCUUCGAACCAGCAGAAGUCGAUCUUCCAGCGCAUGCCUCCCGGCGUCCGGAAGAUCGUGGUUUCCACCAACAUCGCUGAGACGUCGGUGACGAUCGAUGACUGCACACACGUGAUUGACGCGGGCCGGGUGCGAGAGAUGCGCUACGACCCCGUGACCCGCAUGUCGUGCCUGGUGGAGGUCUGGAUAUCCAAGGCCAGCGGUAGCCAGCGGGCGGGGCGGGCCGGGCGCGUGCGGGCCGGGAAGUGCUGGCGGCUCUACCCCGAGGCGUUCCACCGAAGCUACAUGCCGACGCACACGCUGGCGGAGAUGCUGCGGACCCCGCUCGAAGAACUGGUGCUGCAGGUGCUUCUGCUGGAGCUUGGCUCUCCGGCCGAGUUCUUGGACAGGGCGGUCGAACCGCCUCCGCCGAAGAUGUUGCGCGCGGCGUUGCGCAACCUCGACGACCUUCAGGCCGUUAUCAUCUCCAACAGUACGCCUAUCCUCACCCCGCUCGGGUACCACCUGGCCCACCUCCCCAUGGAUGCGUGCGUGGGCAAGCUUCUGCUCAUUGCGGCAAUCCUACAGUGCCUGGACCCAAUCCUUACCAUUGCGGCUGCGCUGAGCGAUAAGGCACCCUUCCAGCGACCGUUCGGAGAGCAGGCUAGGGCGGACAAGGCGCGGCAGGGGUUCGCGCAAGGCAAGAGUGACCACCUCGCCAUCGUGGAAGCGUUCGGUGCCUGGAGAAACAAGCGCCGCACCAGCUCCUACAACGAAGUGCGCAGGUGGUGCCGCGAGAAGUUCCUCUCGCAGCCGACCCUGGAGAGGCUUGAUAACCUGCGCGAGCAGUUCCGGCAGCAGCUUGCCGAGGUCGGGUUCGCUUCGUCCGCGGUGCCGAGCAGCCGGGCGGCAGGGCGGGACGCGGCGGCGGCGGCUGCCGGCGGCCGCGGCAACGGCAGCGGCAGCGGCCGAUGGAGGCACGGAGGUGGAGGAGAGGUCCCGGUGGGGACGGCAUGGGAAGGGGGAGGUGACGGCGGCGGCCGCGGGAGCGGCCCCGGGCUGCAAGACCCGGACCUGAACUCGGGGAACACGGCGUUGGUUCAGAGCGUCCUCGUCGCCGGUCUGUACCCUCACGUGGCCGCGUUCGUCCGACCAGACCGGCAUAGCAGGACACCACGGCAGAUCAAGAAGGGUCACUUCGUCACCCGCGACGACUCGGAGCCGGUUUUCAUGCACCCCAGCUCGGUCAACCACGAGCGAUUUGCAAGCGCCGCCGAAUCAGGACGCCAGGUCUGGGUAGUGUAUCACAGCAAGAUGAAGACCAAUCAGGUGUACCUUCACGACUCCACGUACGCAACACCGUUCAGCCUGAUGCUCUGGGGCGCACGGGUUCGGCACGAGCGCCCGCUCGGACACAAGAAGAAGGAGGUUGUCGAGGUGGUCAUUGACCGAUGGCUGCGGUUUCGGAUGACGGAGAGCACGGCGGUGGCAUUCAAGGCGAUGCGGCGGGAGCUGAGCAACCUUCUCGUGCGCAAGAUCGAGGCGCCUUUCACGCCCACGGGGGAGUUAUCAAACAUGCUCGUGUCUUGCCUCGGGCGACUGAUGGACAUCGAAGCCAGAAACCCGUUCAACUGAAAAAGGACGGCACGUCAGUGUGUUGGCGACAAGAACGCGGGGCUAGCACGGGUUUUGAUUGCCUUCGAUACGCUUACCUUCGACACGCUUACUGUGUGGUGGUUUGGAAACGGAGCGUCGUUUGACCUCCUCACCGAGUGGGCAGCGUGGCGCGGUUGGUUUAGUUUGGUUUAGUUAGGAGAGUCCGCGGAGUGGGUCGGAGAUGAUACCCUGCUGUUGCAGAGGUUGGGAAUUGGUCACCUAGCAGAACGCGCCCUUCCUGAGGUCAUUCAUUGACGCUUGCUUCAAGAACAACAAUUUCUACGACUGCUCUGCAUGUUUGGCAAAGAAGAGGGCUACGUUUGAAGAACUCGGCGAAUACUUCCGUCGCCAACAGGCACCUCCCGCCCGGCGC